Messenger RNA from Pomacea canaliculata, 2004 nucleotides. RefSeq names its product G-protein coupled receptor daf-37-like. The record is from RefSeq and is a predicted model, not a curated record. The transcript has 4 exons. NCBI's taxonomy places the organism in Eukaryota, Metazoa, Mollusca, Gastropoda, Architaenioglossa, Ampullariidae. Gene Ontology annotation, cellular component: membrane. Bases 714 to 1892 code for a protein of 392 amino acids. Gene Ontology annotation, molecular function: G protein-coupled receptor activity. Gene Ontology annotation, biological process: G protein-coupled receptor signaling pathway.
AAGUACAAAGAAUACCAAAAGUAAACAAUACACGACUAAACAUUUAUAUACAAUUAAAUAACUAGAUAAAAACAUAAGUAUUUAAAUAUAACAUACUGUUAAGUAGUAGAUAAUUAAAAAAUAAAAUAUGCAAUAAAAAUAUAAAAGUAUAAAAUACUCAUACAAGCCUUUAAGUUUUGCUUGGUUAUACUCAAAAAAUAAGAAAAAAAAACGGUUGGAUUAAAUAAAAAGAUUAACAAGCAGAAUAAGUAAAACAAUAAGCAAAUAAAUAGCAAACAAUAAUAUAAAUUGCUGCAGACACCAGCCUCUAAGUGGAGUUGAAUGUCACCUGUUAAAAAUAUUAUUUUACGCUUGAAGGAAAUACUGUUAACAGUCUGGUCUUCUAAGAAAAUAUAUAAUUAUUGUUUCACUCUCUGUAAUGUCAGGAAAAAAACUCUCCUACAAGUCGGGGCUACGACAGGUAGCAAUGUUACCUGUGACGGCGUGAGGCGCUCCACCUGACCUUUGCUCUGCCAGUGACGUACAACACACGUUUCCAUGACUACCGUUGCCCGUGGCGCCGGUGCUGACUCCCGGAGUCUGUGAUAAGUUGAACUGAGCUGUGGCCACAGUUUAGUUACCGAGGGACACAUUGUGGAACCUUUGGCAAGUUGUAGGCAGGUGUAGGUGUGUGGAGAAGACUACAGGCACCAGUGGACGAUGUGCCGAGCCUGAUGGAGGACUUAUCCACCGCCAGCUCCAGUCAUCUGCACAAGAUGGAGCAGACCUCGGUCUGUAAAGACUGCAGUGUGCCUAUGACAACUGCUUCAUUGGCAGGUGGCACGUCUGAUCUGAUAUCCUGGCAGGAUGUCCGCUUGAUAAGACUGGUCAUCGCCUUUCUUAUCACGGUUCUGCAGCUGGUGCUGGGUAUCCCUGGCAACGUGCUCAGCGCCCUGGUGUUCUACAGACAGGGUCUGAGAGAGAGGAUCAACCUGUGUCUCUUUGCCCUGGCACUCACUGACCUCGUGGUCAGCCUGUACUACGCCCUCCUCACCAUGGAGGAGCAGCUGCGCGAACUGUUCCUCCUCGACGCUUGGUUGGUGAAAAUCCAUUUUGUAGCGUGCGUGGGCUUCCUGUGGGCCUCUCAGUUCCUGUCGGCGGUGAUCGCCAGUGAGCGUUGUUUCUGUGUCGUCAGUCCCUUCCACGCCAAGAGGCUGCUCAAGACGUCCACCAUGGCCGCCAUCAUCGUCGUCUGCUCCUCUCUCAUCCUCUGUGGAUUCUGUGCGGCUGUGCCUGGCAGGUUCUCGGCCACCAGCAUUGUGGACCCUGUCACCAACACAUCAAAGACAAAGUUCUCUGUCACCAGGUAUUAUUUAGAUAACCAGAAAGUGAUGGAUAUCCUCGACGUCUUCGUCUACGCCACUGCAUUGCCGUCCAUCUUUUUCAUCAUCAUCGUCGUCACGACAGCCGUCGUCGCCGUCAAACUUCAGUCCGCUCUGGCGUGGAGGAACUCUGUAGCCACAUCGGAGACAACGCAGGUCUCAAAAGACGUGUCCACAUCCAAAGCGAGGCUGUCGAGUAAAGAAGUGGCGGUGACCCGGAUGUUGAUAGGCACGUCACUCGUCUUUAUCGUCUGCGCCAUUCCUAACCUGUGCGGUCAGCUGGCCAGCUUCAUAGUGCCAGACCUCAGCUACACGGGCAAGUUUUACAAUCUUUAUUCUCUCAUGUGGGCGGUCAUAGGGCUAUUUCGGUCCAUCAACUCGUCUCUUAACUUCGUCGUCUAUUACGUCAUGAGUUCAAAGUUCAGGGUGACCCUGUACACGCUCCUGGGCUGCUGGUGCAAAGGUCACAAGUCUCGUCCAGACGUUAGUUGUAAUGUCGUGUCCUCAGACAUGACCAAAUCUCUCGCUUAAGGAAUACUCUGCUACCCCGGGUGGACCGACAAUAGUAACUACACUAAUAAUAAAAACCAAAUAUUAUUUCUAAUAGUUGCCAUGACCUCAGAGCUGUCUUCCUUACGUGUGU